This is a messenger RNA of Xyrichtys novacula (pearly razorfish), 3053 nucleotides long. Lineage: Eukaryota; Metazoa; Chordata; Actinopteri; Labriformes; Labridae. The record is from the annotation of a GenBank genome assembly.
AGUCAAUGGGGGGAGCUUGGGGCCUCCAGGACCGCCAGGCAGACAGAGAGUCACUCACUCCUGACCUCACUAGCCUCAAUAAAAUCUAUUAGAGGAGUAAAAGGCUGCUGAUGUGAUACAGAUAAAUCAAAGUAAGUGUCCCCCAUUAGUCCUUUCACUGUCCUUAUGUAAUCUUUUUGUCAUCCAGGAAACAGCAAAGUAUGCGAAUAAGGAAGUUUGUCCUGUUUUUCUCAACGAGGAGUUUUUUGUCUUUUAAUUUGUGGGGGUAAAGAGGACUAGAGGUAAAAGUGUAAGAAAAUAAGUCACAGAAAGGGCGUGUUUUUCCCCUCAUAAGAAGGCGGGGUUUUCUCCCAGGGGUCCUGAGCCAAAAGGGUGUUAUGUAACGGAUAUGCUGCUCCUCAUCCCGAUAUGGAGUCAUCUAAAAGUUUACAAGCAGCGAGUCUGGCCUCAGUCCGCUCCGUGGUCAUGGAAUAUGCGCACAUUUUAGCGGCGUCUGCAGAAGAGAAGAAAGUUACCCCGUGGAGCUGUUUCGUGUCUAGGAUCUGCACUACACGCAUCAAAGUAAUUUAAAAGUGACCUUAAAGAUUGACAAGGAUAAAGUCUUUGCUGGUUAAUGUUCAACUUCAGAAGAAAGGAAGAAAAUCCGGUGUGCCUGGAGAGGAAAUAUGGAAAUGCGACUCCACGUUUAAAUCUCGAAAGCAUCCAGAGAGGACAGACAUGGGCAGCGGGACAAGCCGAGGAAAGAGAGUAGCACCUGCAGAUGUCAGCGAGGUAAACGUGACUAAAAAAGCCGUCACUUCACCUAAACAGGACAGCCGUGCGUUCAAGCCGCUUAAAAUCCAUGCAAUUUUACGCAACGCGCGCAACCGUGCGCAACCGGACAGCCACAGCGAGGGACACGACUCUGACUUCUCCAGAGAGGACGAGGACGUCGAUGCAGAGCUGGAUACGGUGUUGGCAGAAUAUGAGGAGCGUGAAAGGGCCUCUUCGAAGAAAAAUACUGCAAAGAAGACUGUCAUCAGGUCCAAGACGUACGGACUGUGCCACUUUGGUCAGGAGGAUGAAGAGGAGCCUCGCGCGUCCAGAGGAGACGCAGAGCCACGCGGAUCAAGAAACGUAAACAAGAGGAACAACGAUGCUUUUACACACUUCAAAAAACAUACAUCUGUGCCUCCCAGACAGCAAAAUGUGAGCAUUUUACAGAUUUACAGUAAUUCAUUGCAUCUUUGUAACGACAUCACAUCCAAAAAUAAGGAUUAUAGAGAAUCUGUGGCCUUGAUAUGAAAACCUAUCAUGUCUUCUGUCUGUCCUCCUCACAGGGCUUUUUGUCAAGGGAGGCUCUGAUGGGAGCUGUUCCCACAUCAGGACAACAAUCGUAAGUAGACAACACACAUCAAUAAUUGAUAUCAGAGCUCAGUGGAGUAGUAAAACCCGAGGAGAGCCAGAUCAAAUUUUCUUUGAAGGGAUCCAAAUACCAGCCCAUUCUUCUCAGGGCAGAUCAGAUUAGUCAGAUGUCUGUGAGAGAGAUACAAACAAACAAGUGUGCGUUGUAGCUGCCUUGUUGGAGCAGAGAGUGGAACCUGACACAAAACUCAGAGCAUGGGACCAAUACGCACACAUUUUCUUGAACUCAGCAAACCAGGAUGGCCUUCUUUCUUACUGCUCUUUAUGUCUAUGUGGUUUUAGGGUGGAAUUCACACAAAACCAGCAUUUUAAAUCCAUCAUUCAUGUCUUCUAUUGUAUGUUUCUUUCUUCUCUUCCUAGGACGUUUGGCAGCUGCCACAGCUCCUCUCUCACCAUGCCAGUCAUCCUGUACGAUGGCUCAGAAGAAGAGCUGAUGGACACUAUUGAGAGAGAGUUUAGUUGACCCCCAGCUGGGAAUGCUGCAGGAAAGCUGAUGUCCUCUUAAGCUUUUUUUGAUGAGACACAGCAGCUUGCAGAGAACAUUUCGAAAUCAAAAGGGAACCAGGGUUUCUUUAGACAAACUCCUGCUUUGAGGGAAGGCUACAAUAUCUACAUUUCAGCAAGUUUAAGAAUAAGAAGAACUUUAUUAAUCCCUGACUGUCGUCUCAUUUGUCAUGUGAAUCUAAAAGUUAUAAAGUCUAAUGGCUGUUGGUACAAACGAUCUUCUGAAUCUUUGUCGUGCACCAAAGAGAGAGGAGCCAUCCACCACAAUUGACUCUUUGGUGCAUUAAAGGUGUUGUGAAGUGGGUGAUCCAUAUUCUUGAGAAUAGUCUCCACCUUCCUCAGCGUAGAUCUCUCCACCACAUCCUCCACUGACCCAGCCUUUUUCACCAGUUUGUUCAGACGUCUUCCAUCUUUGUGUUUGAUUGCUUCUAUGAAUCUACCCCAUUCUUAUUUAACAACAGGAGGCGAUGUAAUUGUAGCGUAAUAUCUACUUGAACAGAUGCCAGGAGGUUCUCCUUUACAAAGCAGCUCCGGGAACAGUCAGAAGCCUCCUCGGUUUGUUAUCUGCAGUGAGCAGUGAGGUGUCACUGUCACCCCCAGCUGCGGCCUCCCGCUGAGCACACAUCUAUUUAUUCGUUAGCAAGUACUUAUUUGAGUUUAACUCGUCUGUUAAUGAGUAACACUGCUUCAACUCAGCAAGGCACAUUCUUGAGGCUGUAAUAUAUGCAAAGAAAACUUUUCCACCAGCAGUUUUGUGUGUGCACGUUUGUUUCAAGAAGUUACCCUGCAAAGGUACGAGCUGGGAUGUUUAUUCAAGGUUUCCUUCCUGACCACAGUGCCUGCAUUUACUUCCCCACCCUAUGAUGAAGGAAUGUGUGGUAACAGAGACUCCCAGUCAGCAGGGCUCAGUUUUACCCAGCAGCUGUGGCCGAACCACAUUUCAACUUAAAGGCCUGCUGCCACCUAGUGAUAGAAAAUGGAAGUUUAGCAUUUUAGCACAAUCUUGAAGGUUUGUGUAAGAACUGUUUGUGUCAACAUGCUGCUCUUGUUGCAGUUCAACUCAUGAAGAUUUUUAACCAGAAAUGUAGAGAGAGGGUUUGAUACCAUGUUUUGUACAGCAAAUAAAACGGUCCAGUUACAUCUGA